Trichogramma pretiosum is the source of this 2567-nucleotide messenger RNA. RefSeq names its product DNA mismatch repair protein MSH5-like. Gene Ontology annotation, molecular function: ATP-dependent DNA damage sensor activity; ATP binding; mismatched DNA binding. Gene Ontology annotation, cellular component: nucleus. NCBI's taxonomy places the organism in Eukaryota, Metazoa, Arthropoda, Insecta, Hymenoptera, Trichogrammatidae. Gene Ontology annotation, biological process: chiasma assembly; mismatch repair. The record is from RefSeq and is a predicted model, not a curated record. The transcript is spliced from 13 exons. The coding region runs from base 143 to 2533 and encodes 796 amino acids.
UGUCUAUGAUUUGAUGAAAUAUAGAAAAAACUCGAGAAAUAUCAAGUAUGAUUUUGAUGAUCAUUAAUGACAAAAUUGCAGUCGUUACUAAUUAGUGAGCGCAUGAAACGGAAUGGCAUCGUAAGGACAAGUUUAUUUUAAAAUGGAUGAGGAUACGCCUGAAAAUCUAAGAGAAGAACAUGUUUUCAUGGCGAUAUACACUAAUAAAAAUUACAUCGGUUUAGCAUAUUAUCAAUUUCAAGAAUCAGUACUAUACAUAAUAGAUGAUUUCCACAAAGUUGGUGACAAAUUUGACGAAAUUCAAAGUAUUUUUGAAAAUGUGAAACCAUCAAAAUUAAUAACUCUGUCCAAUCAAUCAAGAAAUAUUUUUGAUCCUAAUGUACUAUUAAAAUCAGAAAUUAAACGCUCUGAAAAUGGUAACAUUAUGCCGUGUAAAAUUGUCACAUUAGUUGCAGGGAAUUACAGUUACUACACGUGUUUGAAUAAAGUUCGCAAUUUAAAAGUGCUUGAUACACCUAAUAAACAUUUUGAGAAAUGUAUAAUAUUACAAAGUUUUAUUAAUCCAUCAUCUUAUUGUUCGAUUUAUGCGCUUGGAAUUCUUCUUCUCUAUAUCGAUCAGUAUUAUUUCUCCAUGUAUUCUCUUGAAUCGAAACAAUUUUACAUAAAAGAUAUUCAAUACAUCACUUUAAAAGAUUACCUUUUUUUAGACAAAGAUUCUUUUUCGUUUCUAAACAUUUUACCUUUAAAAGUUAUAAGUCACAUGAAACAAGAAUGGCACUCAGUUAAUUUUCAGAAUGAUCGAAGUAAUCACUCAGACGCAGAAUACUUAUUUUCAUACAUGAACCCAGAACCGCGCAUUGGAACAAUUGCAUUAAGAAAAAUGUUCCUUCAUCCAACUACCGAUACAGAUGUAUUAGAAAACCGAUUCGAUUUUAUAACGUUUUGUAUGGAGCCAUCAAACCAAAUAUUCAUAGAAAAAUUAAAAAAUUCUUUAGCUGGAAUUGUCGAUUCAGCUGUAAUUGCUAAUAAUAACCAUAGUUUAGGCAAAAGAAUGAAGACUUAUCGUAAUUUACAUAAGAUACUUCAAAACAUAGCUAAUAUUAAAAUAGUCUUAGAAGCACAAACCAACCGACCAGACUUGUUGACUAGAUUCAUGAAUAAUAUAUCGAGUGAAAUACAAUUUUUGUUAUAUUUUCUUGAAAAUAUUUUUGAUCUUCAGUCACCAUCUAGUUCCGAUAUUAUAUCAGUGAAACAUGGCGUGGAUCCAACUUUAGAUAAAUUAAGAACAAUUUGCUACAAUUUACCUCAGACUUUAUCGACGAUAUCUUUGCAUUAUUUAUUAACUUUGCCUAAAGAAAUUGAAAAUUGUCAUGUUGUCUACAUACCUGAAAUGGGUUUUCUGAUAGCAGUUUUAAAUGCACAUCAAUUAUCAGAAAAUUCAAAAGAGCUACCUAAAAUGACUUACCAUUUUUCACUUAAUGGCAUCAGUUAUUACAAGAAUUUAUUAACCGAAGAACUCAAUAGAAGUAUUGGAGACAUAGGGAAAAAAAUUAGAGAGCGAUCUUUCCACAUUUUUACAAAAAUUACUAACUAUUUGAAUCAAUACGCAGACAUAAUUCAAAAAGCUAUCUCUGCCUGCUCAUCAAUCGAUGCGCUUAUCAUUCUAUAUGAAGUUGCCUUAAAAUUCAAUUACGUCAGACCAAUUUUAGAAAAAGGUAAAAAAAAGAUUUCAAUCGUAUCUGGACGUCAUCCUUUGCAAGAGCGGACCACUAAAUUUGUUCCUACUGAUAUUUUUUUGGAUGAAAAGAAUAGUUUCAUUAAUAUAAUCCAAGGUUCAAAUGGUAGUGGAAAAACUACUUUCAUUAAGCAACUUGCAUUAAUAAUAUUUUUAGCGCAUAUUGGAAGCUUUGUUCCUGCUGAUUCUGCAAUACUAGGCACGAUAUCACAUUUAUUUAUCAAAGCUUAUAAUUUGAAUGGCAGUGAAAGAAUAAACUUCUUCCUACAAGACAUUCGUCAGAUUUUCAGAAUAUUUCAUUCAACAGAUACAGCUCUAAUAUUGAUCGAUGAUUUUGGUGACAGUAUCACAGAAUAUGAAAAAAUAGCAUUGAUAUCUAAUACAGUAAAAGAGAUGACUUCAACAGUUGAACCAUACCCAUACACUUGUAUAGUCGUAAAUUUUGACGUUACGAAAAUAAAACUAUCCAAUGAAAUGAAUUAUUUUACAGUACUCAAUUUUCGAACGAAAAAUACUCAACCAAACUAUCUUAAAUUAAGAAGAGGAAACUGUAGAAGUCAUUUGGAAUUGUCAGAUACACUUUGUUUAAAAACUAGCACUAUUUUUGUUCACAUAUCAAACAGAAUAAAAAACCAUUUGAAAUAUUGUAGAAACGAUCUACAAAAAGUUAAUGAUCGAAGAAGCAGUUUAUUGCUCAAUAUAAUUCAAGACUUAUUUUUCGAAGAAACAAUAUUACAUGCAUCGCAUAUACAGAAAAUUCUUGAAGUUGUAAUGGACAACAGAAACAUCCUUUCUUGAUGUCGUAGAGAAAUAAUUAAUUUGAAUCAAAAAU